CCUCCCUUUGAAGCUGAGCCACACUGAACGUUUAAACCAGGCUCUCCUCUUCCCUUUUUUCCCCACAGGACUUGAAUGCAGCACGGAUCAGCUGUGAAGCAGCAACAGUGCAGAUGAGCUCCAGUAAACAGCAACCAACACACGCUCUGACGGCUCCACACACACACGCAUGCAGCAGCGCAGCCGUCGUCCUCGUGAAAUUCAGCAGCUGCUCCUGCCUCCGAAGCACAAAGAGAACGGCGGAGCUCAUUUUGGAUCAUCGACGCUGAAGACGGAGGGGGGAGGCGAGUGAAUGCAUUCCAGGCCAGCCGCUGCUGCUGCUGCAGAAGGAAGAAAGGGAGAAAAACCAUCUGCACCUGGAGAAGAGCAGCACACAGGUGACCGGAGCUCCUGCAGGCUUGUAAAUGAGUGAGGAGCAGUGCAAGUCCUCGUCCUGGGUGACUGCCUUGAUGACUCCACCCUAGACGGAGGCCUGGGCAGAGACGGUGAUGAUGGGGAGAAACCUGGACCAUGACGAGGGCUGGCUCUUCCUCUUCCUGUUUCUCAUCAUCAGCGUGUCCUUCAGCCAAAGCCAGGGAUGCCCGCCACGCUGCGACUGCACAGCCAAGCUGAAGGCCGUCUCGUGUUUCGGUAAACGCCUGGCCGCGCUGCCAGAUGGAAUCCCAAUGGACACAAAGAUCCUGGACCUGCGUGGAAAUAAGCUGCGGUGGGUAGAGCACGGUGAUCUGCUGCCAUUUCCGCGCCUGGAGAAGCUGGACCUAAGUGAUAAUGUCAUCAGUGUCCUGGAGCCCAAUGCUUUUUCCAGCCUUCAGAACCUGCAGGCACUUUCACUGCGGGGCAACCAGUUGAAGCUAGUGCCCAUGGGGGCGUUCUCAGGUCUGACGAACCUGACAUCGCUGGACCUCAGCGGAAAUAAGAUCGUCAUUCUGCUGGACUUUACUUUCCAGGACCUAAAACAUUUGAGGAACUUGGAGGUUGGUGACAAUGAUCUGGUUUAUAUUUCCAAUAAAGCCUUUCUGGGUUUAGUGGGACUAAGAGAGUUGACCAUUGAGAGGUGCAACCUCACCUCCAUCUCAAGCCAGUCUUUGUCUUACCUGCACAACUUGGUGUCGCUGCGCCUCCGCUACCUCAGCAUCUCUGCCCUGGAGGAUCAGAAUUUCCGGAAACUAGGAAGCCUGAGAGGUCUAGAGAUUGACCAUUGGCCUUUUCUGGAAUAUAUCUCCCCCCAUUGCCUGCAGGGUCUGAAUCUGUCUUGGCUGGCAAUCACGCACACCAACAUCACCUCCGUUCCCACCUCGGCCCUGCGCAGCCUGACUCACCUCACCAGCCUCAACCUGUCCUACAACCCCAUUCCUGUGUUGGAGUCCUGGGCUCUGCGGGAUCUUAUCCGGCUGAAGGAGCUGCACCUGGUCAGCACUAAGCUGGCGGUAGUUCAGCCUUAUGCACUCGGUGGUCUGAGACAAAUCCACCUUCUUAACCUGUCCAGCAACAACCUGGUAACGCUGGAGGAAGCAGCUUUUCAGUCGGUCAACACGCUGGAGACGCUGCGCUUGGACGGAAAUCCUCUGGCCUGUGACUGCCGUCUGCUCUGGAUCCUUCAGCGCAGGAAGACACUUAAUUUUGACGGUGCCUCACCGGUGUGCAUGACGCCGGUUGAGGUGCAACAACGGGCUCUCAAUGCUUUCUCUGACUCUGCCCUUUUUGACCAUUUUACCUGCCAAAAGCCUAAAAUCCGGAACAGGAAGCUGCAGCAGGUUUCUGCCCGCGAGGGACAAGUCGUGUCAUUCAUUUGCAAAGCCGAGGGCGAGCCAACCCCUGUCGUCUUCUGGAUCUCUCCACAGCGGCGCCGCAUAACCACAAAGAGUAACGGCAGACUGACCGUGUUACCAGAGGGCACGCUGGAGAUCAGGUAUGCCCAGGUGACUGACAGCGGGACGUACAUCUGCAUCGCCAGUAAUGCCGGUGGAAAUGACACCUACUUUGCUACGCUCACUGUCAGCGGGCUGCCGCUCGAUGCGGCUCUCAUGGCUAAUCGCACGUACUAUGUUGGGGACCUGAAUGAUACGAACCUGAACGAUACUAGAGUCUUCUUGAAGUUCACUCUGGAUCUGAAGACCAUCCUCAUCUCAACAGCGAUGGGCUGCAUCAUGUUCUUGGGAGUGGUUCUGUUUUGCUUUAUUCUGCUCUUUGUGUGGAGCCGAGGCAGAGGACAACACAAGAACAACUUCUCUGUGGAGUACUCCUUCAGAAAGGUGGAUGGACCUGCAGCCAGCGGCGGACAAGGUGGAGCACGAAAGUUCAACAUGAAAAUGAUCUGAUUGGGCCGAGCUCCUCUCAGGUGGACUCUACAGAUGUUUCACUGUUGGAACAUUUGAAUCAUUUCGGACAACAGUGCAUGCAAUAGAGGUUUUCUGUGGCGCUUUGAUAGAUUUCUAAUGCUCCUUGUUUUGUGUUGACUUUGGUGUACAGAUGGAAUCUGAGAUGAAAUGGGAAUAUUUGUGUAUCCCAACCCUGAACGGACUGUUCCAAUACAACUUUACAAACUGCCAACUGCAGCGUUACUCUGCAAAAAUCUUCUUUAAAAGUCUUUAGUCAUCAUACUGAUCAAUACUACAGCGUGGUGCUCACUUGUUGCCAAGAACUUGCCAACAGAAGCGGAGACAGUUCCGACCGCUUCACAGUUAUUCUUGUUCAGCUGUUUUAUUCCAGACUCCUACAGAAAAGAUCACACCAAGAGACUGCAACACUGCCAUUUUUAAAGCUACGUAACAUACUGUUCACUUGUGUGGCAGAAUGUCAAACAUGUUUAAGACAACAACUGCCUCUACAGGUACAGUGAGACAUACAGCUGCGUGUGGUGAUGGUUUAGCUGAAUUUCUGCCUCGCCUCUUUUAGGGUUUGUAUUUGCAGAUCUGAUUGGCCUGUACUUGUCCCUCCUUUUGUACAGACAGGACCUGGAUUGCACAUGAGUUCAAAUAUUUUGUAUUUACUGACAUUUAAGUCCCUGUGGUUGUUUAUGGUACUGUUGAGUGAUUUAUCACAGUGUUCUGUUCUACUCUCAUUAAAACAAUUCAGGAACCUUUUAAAAUA
Messenger RNA from Oryzias latipes (Japanese medaka), 3090 nucleotides. It is a transcript of the gene lingo3a, whose product is annotated as leucine rich repeat and Ig domain containing 3a. Gene Ontology annotation, molecular function: protein binding. Gene Ontology annotation, cellular component: plasma membrane. Lineage: Eukaryota; Metazoa; Chordata; Actinopteri; Beloniformes; Adrianichthyidae. The record is from RefSeq and is a predicted model, not a curated record.